CGCAGGGGUCCCCUUCCCGAGCUGUCUCCGCCUCGGAAGAACCAAGGGAGGAUGGAGGCCCCCCGCGGCACCCGCCUUGCCUCUCCUGCCCUGGUGCCGCCGUUCCUGCCCCCCGUGGCGGGCGCUGCUUCAGCUCUGCUCGCCUUUCUCUGCGAGGUUCGAGGACCCGUUAUAGUAGAAGAUACCUGCUUGUGCUUCAAUGCCCUGGGGGGACUUCCAGGACCAUACAUAAAAUGGUUCCUGGAAAAACUCAAACCAGAAGGUCUGUACAAACUGCUAGCCGGUUUUGAAGACAAAUCUGCCUACGCUCUUUGUACCUUUGCGUUCAGUCCUGGAAACCCAGAGGAGCCAGUGAAGCUGUUCAAAGGCCAAACUCCGGGGCAGAUAGUUGAGCCCAGGGGCCCUAGGGACUUUGGCUGGGAUCCCUGCUUUCAGCCUGAUGGCUACGACCAGACCUACGCUGAACUGCCCAAGGCAGUGAAGAAUUCAAUCUCGCACCGUUACAGAGCGCUGAGUGAGCUCUCCACCUUCUUUCUCCACAACAACUCAACAGAUGCCCCCUCCAGUCCAAGUUAGCGUCCCACCAUCUGCGAACGCUGGGUGUUGUACAUUUCCCAUACAAGGCUGUAAAAUCUCUUUUCAGCUGUGUCCUUAGGUUAAAGCUGUUUGUUCUGAG
Struthio camelus australis is the source of this 676-nucleotide messenger RNA. The record is from RefSeq and is a predicted model, not a curated record. Lineage: Eukaryota; Metazoa; Chordata; Aves; Struthioniformes; Struthionidae.